Messenger RNA from Recurvomyces mirabilis, 882 nucleotides. RefSeq lists its product as uncharacterized. Lineage: Eukaryota; Fungi; Ascomycota; Dothideomycetes; Mycosphaerellales; Teratosphaeriaceae. Gene Ontology annotation, biological process: DNA recombination. The transcript is spliced from 2 exons. The record is from RefSeq and is a predicted model, not a curated record. The coding region runs from base 1 to 882 and encodes 293 amino acids.
AUGUCGUCGCCAUUAGAUGUGAAGCGCCGGAAGCUCAACAAUGCCAGCAGGACGCUCAGCAAGCCAUUUGUGUCACCUCUCCGCAGCGAUACUGCAGUUCCUCGCGAGCCAUUGAAAGCGCACCACAAUGCUACCAGCACAACCUAUACCCCGAGCACACUUGCGCAUUCUAUAAAGACCUAUGACCAUCCGGAGUUGACAGAGAAGGCACCUAAGCUCCCGCAAGCGCAAGAGAACAAGGCCACUCCUGAUAGGAAAUAUGCCGUCGCCAACACCUCCUCCAAGCGCAAGGACCCAGCCGAAGUAGCUGCCCAACGAGCCCUCACAUCCCUCGAGUUCCAAAUCCGCGCCCUAAGGAACGAAUUAGACACCCUCACACAAGCUCAACACAUCUCCUCCUCAACCACAGACGCCGAGCUAGAAGUCUUGUCAACAAAAUGGCGCCACGCCUCCCAACAAGCCGCCGAAGAACUCUUCGGCACUGUCAAAGAACGAGUCUGUCGUAUGGGCGGCGUAGCAGCCUGGCGCGAGAGCGAGCAAAGAAAACACGAUCGUGCGCUCGGAGUGGGAGAGUUCGCACAGCCGGCUGAGGAGGAACAGGACGAUGAUGAUGCGGAUUGUGAGUUUGAUAGCCAAGGCGAGGAGUUACCUGAAGAUGAGCAGGCGUAUAGGAAGAGUGAGAAGAGGCGAGUGAGGCAGGAGGCUAUGGAUGCUGCGGAGCCGGCGGAUGAGGUGGAGGAUGUGAGGGAGAAGGCGAAGGCAAAGGUGUGGCAGGAGGAGGGCAAGGCGGAUGAUGCAUUCACGAUUGAUAUGAUGCUUAGAUCGCUGAAUAUCGAGCUCGAGACGAUUGGUUAUGACAAGCAUGCGCAACGAUGGACAUGA